Topomyia yanbarensis is the source of this 611-nucleotide messenger RNA. It is a transcript of the gene APC10, whose product is annotated as anaphase-promoting complex subunit 10. Lineage: Eukaryota; Metazoa; Arthropoda; Insecta; Diptera; Culicidae. Bases 29 to 586 code for a protein of 185 amino acids. Gene Ontology annotation, biological process: protein K11-linked ubiquitination; anaphase-promoting complex-dependent catabolic process. The record is from RefSeq and is a predicted model, not a curated record. The transcript is spliced from 2 exons. Gene Ontology annotation, cellular component: anaphase-promoting complex.
UCGCAGCAGACUGCUGAACUAAAAACAGAUGAGUGUGAAAACGGGUGCAAAUGUUUGUCCGACUACGGAAGAACGGUCCGGGAAUGUCCGUGAGGUUGGAUCUCAGGCGGUUUGGAGUCUUUCAUCUUGCAAACCUGGCUUUGGCGUCGAACAGCUUCGUGACAAUUCCAUGGAAACGUAUUGGCAGUCGGACGGCCAGUUACCCCACCUCGUGAACAUCCAGUUCCCACGAAAAACUACGGUAAGCCAGAUCUUUAUCUAUUCCGAUUACAAGCUUGACGAGAGUUAUACUCCAAGUCGAAUCUCGAUUCGCUGCGGAACACACUUCAACGACUUACAGGAAGUUGAAGUUGUUGAUCUAUGCGAACCUUCCGGGUGGGUUUGUAUACCUAUCAAGGAGGUGCGGGACAUUCCGAUGCGUACGUUUAUGAUACAAAUCGCAGUUAUUAGUAAUCACCAGAACGGGAGAGAUACGCACAUGCGACAAAUUCGCGUUCAUUCACCUACGGAAGGGACUACUUAUCCGUUGGAACAGUAUGGACCUUUUAGUACAAUAGAGUUCCAACAGUUUAGAACAAUACGAUAGACAGAUUAUUCGUUAGAUUAAAUAA